UGGUAACAAUUUAUAAUAAUUCAUACCAAUUACUUGAACUCCGAACACACUGAUUGGUUGAUGCGUAAUCGAACAGAACUGUUAUAUUUUGCGUAAAAUUGCUUCAAAAUAUUGAAUGGAUUAGUGUUUUUGUAAUUUGAGAUGGAUGUAAAUAUAAGCGAGUACGAAUCACAGCUCCAACGGGUAGAGCAAUCUUUACAUGCCACCGAAGACGAGAAUGAACGUAUUGCAUUAAGUGGUCUAAAGGCAGAUCUUUUGGAACUUAUCGAAUUAACGAAGCAGACGUAUGCAGCGGAACACUCCCAUAACGAAGAUGGAUGUGUCUUCAAUGAGGAACUAGAACGAUUUAAAAGUGAAAUAGCACAAUUGGAUAACGAUGGCACAAAUGGAAGCAAUGAUACAAUAGAUUGUAAAGGAGAUGAUGAAAAGCAAAUGGAGGAACUCAGGUCUAAUCUAGAAACUAUGGUCGGUCAAAAGUGUUCUGCACCUCAUCAACAUACAUGGGGUGCAAUAGGUUACCAUAAUGCUUUGGUCUGUGGAGUAGAUAAUUCUGCCACUAUAGACUGCAAAGGUGUAUUGAAGAUUCGCUUGCGGGUACUUUUCACUAAUCCUACCCAUCGUGAGAUGUUGCCUUGUUUGUUUUACCUUGAAGGAGAAUGCCGAUUUGACGAUGAACAUUGCCACUACUCUCAUGGCGAGCUUGUAGAUGUUGAAGAAUUAAGACCUUAUACGGAACCAGAUUUUACACUUCUUGCCCGUAAUUGCGUUGUACUUGCAAAAUUAUCUGAUCGCCUUUGGUACCGAGGUAGAGUACUUUGCGCAAAUUUCGUAGAAAAGCUAUGCCGAGUUCGACUUGAUAAGAGAGAUGAAAAUAAACGUGAGCGGGAUUUUUCGUUCGAAGAUUUACUUCCAAUAUUCCAUGAUGACGAUCUGUCUAGCGGAAGCUCGAGUGAAUCGAGCAAUGAAGAUGACCUGGGAUAUUCAGAAGAUGUGAAAAACGCUAGACGAGCACAAUUAACAGAGCAACAAUUAUUUGAAUUUAAUUCAACACAACCACUCGGAGAGUGGGAAAAGCACACACGGGGUAUCGGGUCGAAGAUAAUGGCCAAAAUGGGUUAUAUUCACGGUACAGGACUAGGUUCAGAUGGAGGUGGCAUUGUCAUUCCCGUGACAGCCCAAAUUUUGCCUCAAGGGUACUCGCUCGAUCGCUGCAUGGAGUUGCGAGAAGCUGCCAACGGAGAUAAAAACUAUUUCAGCGUAGAAAAAAAAAUACUACUUCAAAAGAAAAAGCAAGAAAAAUACAACGUGAAAGCGUAUGAGCGAGAAUCUCAACGUACAGAUGUAUUUACAUUCAUUAACGAUAAUAUAUUGGGCAGAGAGACUGAAUCGAAGGAAACAAAGAAAACGCUUUCACUAAGCAAUGAAACCACAAAAUCUCUAAAUGUGGCCAGUGUGCGUAUUGCCGACGAUAUACGGCGAAAAGAACGGGAGAUUAUAAAGUUACGACAAUCGAUGGACCGUAAUGCCGACGGCACGGAUGUUCACAAACGAUUAAGACAACAAUUACAAACAAAACUAGAGGAAUUAAAAGCUUUACAAAAAGAGGAAAACAAGCUUUCCACAGAGCAAGCGUCAAGGAAAACAAAAAAUAAAUUAUGCGUUUUUUAAGAAAAACCUGUGAAUUCUUGAAUAUCAAUAAGCAUGGCGGAAUAAUAAAAGCGAAGUAAUAAGGCAGCUUUCACUGUUCAUUUUCUGACACUCGACUGCCUUAUUAUUAUUAUUAUUUAUAGGAGAUAUAUACAAUAUAACCCUAGCUUAUAUUUUACAAUGUCUCUUAUAUUCAUUGGAUGUUUCAUGUAUUGCUUCUUUGGAGACAUGGGGCAACUUUGUUAUUAUCUUCAAAAUAUUAUUGGCUUGUAGCAUUGUUUUCUCCAUUUCAAUAUUUGUGAAAAAAUACAUAAAAUCUGUGAAAU
This is a messenger RNA of Anastrepha ludens (Mexican fruit fly), 1973 nucleotides long. Its product is annotated as zinc finger CCCH-type with G patch domain-containing protein. The transcript has 5 exons. Gene Ontology annotation, biological process: negative regulation of DNA-templated transcription; regulation of transcription by RNA polymerase II. Gene Ontology annotation, cellular component: nucleus. NCBI's taxonomy places the organism in Eukaryota, Metazoa, Arthropoda, Insecta, Diptera, Tephritidae. The coding region runs from base 142 to 1668 and encodes 508 amino acids. Gene Ontology annotation, molecular function: metal ion binding; RNA polymerase II cis-regulatory region sequence-specific DNA binding; DNA-binding transcription factor activity, RNA polymerase II-specific. The record is from RefSeq and is a predicted model, not a curated record.